Messenger RNA from Liolophura sinensis, 6589 nucleotides. Its product is annotated as cysteine-rich hydrophobic domain-containing protein 2-like. The coding region runs from base 1 to 501 and encodes 166 amino acids. NCBI's taxonomy places the organism in Eukaryota, Metazoa, Mollusca, Polyplacophora, Chitonida, Chitonidae. The record is from RefSeq and is a predicted model, not a curated record. The transcript is spliced from 6 exons.
AUGGCUGAUUUUGACGCGAUAUAUGAGGAAGAAGACGACGAUGAUAGAGUGGAAAUUGAAGACGAUUUAACAAUAAAUGUUCCCGAUCCCAUCGUUUUGAGGGGCGCCGGAAAUGUGACUGUAUUUGGACUGAGCAACAGGUUUGACACUGAGUUCCCGUCUGGACUAGCUGGAAAGGUGGCACCAGAAGAGUUCAAGGCGACCAUAACGCGGAUUAACAAUGUUUUACGGAAGGCGCUGCCGAUGAAUGUCAAGUGGCUAUUCUGUGGCUGCGUAUGCUGCUGCUGUACCCUUGGCUGCUCAUUAUGGCCAGUUAUAUGUCUUAGUAAACGAACAAGGCAUGGCUUAGAAAAAGUUUUAGACUGGGAAAACAGUCAUUUAUAUCAUAAGCUUGGUUUGCACUGGAAAUUAAGCAAGCAGAGGUGUGACACAAGCAGUAUGAUGGAAUAUGUGAUGUUGAUAGAAUUUAUACCCAAAAUUCCAAUAUUUCGACCAGACUAGCACUCCUAUUGUGUUAUUCAAGAGAGACUGACUCUGAGUUGCUUUAUGACAAAGAGGUGUAAAACACUUCGCUACUUUGCUAUUUUGAACAUUUAUGAAGAUAUGUAGAUCUGCUGACUGUGGAACUUAACUUGGCUGAUGCCCUUCAGCUAUGGAAACCUCUAGGCUGCUAUUGUCUCGAAAUGACAAGCCCAUCAGGCCUCUGGCAUAUCUGUCUACAAGAGAUACAUGUAGGGAUCUUGGCUACUUGUCUCAUAGAAGUGUGGUGUCUGGGAUAUCUGUCUACAAGGGAUGGGCCUCGUGGCUACUUGUCUGCAAGACCUGGGCCUCUGGGAUAUCCGUCUACAAGUGAUGGUCCUUAUGGCUACUUGACUACUGGAUAUGGGCUUCUUGGAUAUCUGUCUACAAUGGAUGGGCCUCGUGGCUACUUGUCUACAAGACAUGCGUCUCUGGGAUAUCUGUCUACAAGCGAUGGUCCUUAUGGCUACUUGACUACUGGAUAUGGGCUUCUGGGAUAUCUGCCUACUAGAGAUGGGCCUCAUGGCUACUUGUCUACAAGACAUGGGCCUCUGGGAUAUCUGUCUACAAGCGAUGGUCCUUAUGGCUACUUGACUACUAGAUAUGGGCUUCUGGGAUAUCUGUCUACAGGAUGUGGGCCUCGUGGCUACUUGUCUACAAGACAUGGGCCUCCGGGAUAUCUUUCAUCAAGAUGCGUGGCCUCAUGGCUACUUGUCCAUAAGAGACAAAGCCUUUUCGCAACAUGGCUUCAAGACAUGGAUAAGAAGAGUAAUUUUUUACAAGAGAUGGACCUUUUAGCAACUGUCUACAAAAUUUGCCUUUUGGAUACGUUCUACAAGAGAUUUCCCCUCUUUGCUACUUGUCUACAAUAGAGCCUUAUGGCUACUUAAACAGGCUACUGCUCUCUUUCACAGUGCUUCUUAGCCACUUGUCUGCAUCAGAUGGGCCUCAUGGCUACUUGUCUGCAAGAGGUUGAACCUCAUUUACAAGAAAUUUGCACAAAGUUGCUCAAGGAACCCCGUCAGAAAUUGUACAAAAGUCUUCUUGCAGAAUUGUCUAAAACAGAUUAACCCUCUUGGCAAUUUGUCGACAAAUUGGGGAGGCUCAUUACAUGUAUAUUACGGCGUAAACAUACAAAUGCCUAUGUACGAUGUAGCCUCCUGCUUAUAUGCAAGUAGCCCCAGUUAACAUCUUGGGAGCGGAUGACUAGUGGGCAACUAAUGGAGUCUUUGUCACCCUUGUCCAGGAUCAAGUUUCCUGUUAAAGGUGGAAAAAUCAUGAAAAUUACAUCUUUCAUCUGAUUUUGGCAUCAUUUUUAUGUUUUCUUCUCUUUUAAAUUCACAUUUGACAGAUGAGGCAGAUAGGUCCACGAAAUAUCAGAUCUCGUGCUGUAAGCUCACAAUGAACAUACAGAGCAUGGUGUAUGAAUGUCUGUUUAGAUGAUUUUAAAAAUUUGCUGUCCUGGAAAGACAUGAUGUAAUGAAUGCAUUUAUGUACCACUACAGAGCAUUCAUACUAAGCAUUGUACAUGCAUUUUCAUUGUUGGAAAUCUGUCAGGGGAUGGUUGUUUAUCAUGGGACAGAGUUUAAUUGAGCGUAUCAACUGCUUACCAAAGUUUUCAUCAGGAAAAAGAGAUGUUUUUUUUUUGUACUGUUAUAUUGUGUGAGUGAGUAUUUUGAAAAGGAAGGGUUUGUGUCAUAUGUAUUACCUCAUGCCUCCAAGAUGUCUGCUCUGGUGAGAGUUACAUCAGUGUCCACCAGCGGAAGCUUUCCAUUAUUUAGAGUACACAUUGGUCAUGAAAAGUACAUUAGGAAAUCAAACUGAUUUAAAAAAUUCAUGUAUUCAUGCCAUUUCAAAAAGACAAAAGAUUAUUGGAGCGCAUCAGUUUUUGCUAUACUUGUACACCACAAAGGGAGGCACCUGUUGUUUCAGAAUUAAAAGUGACUGUGGAGAUAUAUGUACUGACGGAUCAUACCAGCAGAGGCUUUGUUGUCAUAAAUUGUUCUCAUUUAUAGUCAUGUGCCCAAGCCUAGCCGAGUUACACAAACUCAAAAUAUAUACAUGUAUACAUAUAUCAAAUAUACAGUUAUGAUGUAGCUUUUGUAUCGGUAAACCACUGGUAGCUGUCUGAUUCCGUGUGUGAAAGAACUAUGGCAUCUGUUUAGUGCAGUUAUAUUUAUUUUUUAGUGUAAUUCUUUGUUGUUAUCAUGUACAUGUUUAUUAAUAAGUGAACGUCUCUAUAAAUAAUAAUAUUGCAGAAGGUUUUUAUCGGCAACAUUCACUCCUCGUGAUAAAGGAACAAUGUACUGAUCGUUACACUUCCCAGGUGUUAAACUUUUGAUAUAUGUUUUGGCGCCCUUAAAGCCACAAAAGAUUAAUGUUUAUGUAGAGUUCUGCCUGUGCUCCAAAAUAAAAAAGUUUAUUAAAUACACACAGAGCCUUCAUAAAGCGUACAUAUUGUAAGGUACGUAUAUAUACGAAACUAUUAAUAUAUACUUACAUGUAGUUUCCACAACAGAAAUGUACAUGUGGAUUUCUUACUAUAUUCCCAAAUAAUAAGAGUUUAAUUUCACGCAGAGCCUUCAUACCGCAUACAUAUUGUAAGGUAUGUGUAACAUUUAAUAUAUUUUUGGUUUCAGCAAAACAUAAAUGUACCUGUACAAGAAUGGCUUUAUACAGCAUAUAUACUGUAAGGGACACUGUAUAUUUAUGCUGAUAGUGAAAUCUAGAGAGAAAUGUGAGCCAGUGUAUGUAAAAAUCCAUGUUCUUAUGUACAUGUUGCAACAGAAACAAAGACAAAUAUCCUCGGAUGUCUGGUUUUUGAAAUGGAAAAUUCCAAGCUGAUCAUUUUGAUUUUUAAUGAAAAAAAAACAACAGGCUUUUAGAAUGUUUAGAAUGUUUCUGUAGUCGAAAAGGAAUUGUCUCUGAAUUUUGAUCUCGUUACUCAUAGGCUUCGAAAUGGGGUUUCCUUUUCAGUUUCAAAACAAAUUGUCUCUAUUUGUCCUUUGAUUAUGCUGUCAGGAUUAUGUGUAUUAAGAUUUUGCUUCCGUCAUAGUGAAAAACGAAUUUUUCCAAUUAAUCCUUUGGUCAUGGGGAUAGAAUCAUUGUUGUGAUUAAGAUUAUAUUUCUCCUAUAGUUCAAAAUGAGUGAUCUCUUUGUUCAUUGAUCAAAGUUGAUCAGGAUUAUUGAUGUCUUAAAAUUGGGCGUCUAUCAUAGUCUUAAACAAAUUGUCUCCAUUAGUCCUUUUGCCAUGCUGACAAAAUUAUUUUUUUAAAAAAUUAUUGCUCUCUUAUAGCCCAAAACGAUGUCUCGCAAAAACAAAUUGUCUUUUCAUUACAAUGAAACAAUCAACAAUGAAGUUUUAGACAGCUUGCCAGCCUUAGCUAAAAGAAAAUUGUCUCAUUAGCACAUCGAAAUUGCUGACAGGUUUAUGGAUGUUGUUUUAAGAAUAUGCUUCUGUUAAUUUAUGAUUGUCAAAAACCAAAAAAAACGAAUUGUCUCUAAUAUGAACUCUUUGAUUAUUAUUGGAGUCCCCAAUACAAAGUCUUUCUUUAGUCUUGUCAUCAAAUUUGAAACAGUCAUCGAUGAAUUUUCAGACAGGUCUUGUCUGUUUGUUUAAAACGAUUUGUCUCUUAUGAGUUGUUUGGUUACAGCAUGUUGGAUAAAAUCUGUGUUGUUUAAAUUGUUAUUUUGGAUUGGGCCCCGGAAGUUAUCUAAUGAACAGUAGGGUUUUUUUCUACUACAUUUUUAUUUUGUACCAGUAUUUGAAAUGGACAACAUGAAUUUGUCAAACUCAAGCGUAAAAUUAAACAAUAGAUUUCAGUUCAACCAAUAUUUUUGAGUGUGUCUCACUAUGCUAUGUGCUUAUUUUUCUCUGAAGAAAAUGAAGUAGGAUGGAUGAGAACAGGGAGUAACUUGGCACAAGGAGAAAUGUAAGCUCUAUAUCGCCACUAUGGUUUAGACAGGAUAACUGCAAACAAGCAAAAAUAAUGUUGUUUUAAUAUUUUGUGCAGAUGGUGCACACAGUUCACAACGUUGAGGUGAGAAUUACAUAAACAUGAACAUGUUUCAUGACCUUUUAUUCAAGGUUUUUAAAGCAUUUUUUUUUUUUUUUUUUACAAUCCAAGCAUAUUACUUUCACUUUGCCAACCUUUAUUGGUUAGAUUUGUCAGUCCCAACUAUGAAGUCACCAGACUUUGGCUUUGAAUUUCUUUCGCCGUAUCGAUUUAGAAAUGUCCUCGGUCAGUUACACUAAAUUCCAGGAUGCAUAUGUUGAUGUAGUUUACUUUGCAUAACACGAGUACUCUACUUCCCGUCUCACUCACUGCAACAAACAGGCCACCAUGACACUACAUAGAAUGCAGUCGACCUGACCCCCACCAAGAAUUUUCCAUUUGUGCUUUUGCAUAUUCUGCCAACUUGACAGGAAGAAGGAUGGUUCAGGGGAAAUCAAAAUGCUCUGAUUUUGCUGAUCAAAUUAAUAACGGGUUUGAAAGUUUAGCUUUACGAAUACAAUGAGCAUGAGUCUGUGUGACUUAAAUGUGUGUAAAUUGACAUAGUUGCUGGAUCUGUACAGUAUGCAAUGUAAAGCACUGGACCAACUUUCACAAAACCUCGCAAAUCAGUUUUUCGUAACUUUAUUUUGUAAAUAAUGUCGCCAUAUGGCACCAUAACUUAGACAACAUCUUUUACAAAAAAGUUAUGAGAAAUAUGACUAAGUUCUGUGAAAGUGGUGUCUCUGGUAUUAACAUGACUCAUUCUGUUGGUGAAAUAUGAAAAUGAAUGUUUGACAAAGAAUCCAUGAUUGUAUGAAGACAUAAUAAAAGACUAUUCAGGCAUUGCAGAUGUAAGUGUACUUGUGGCACUUUUGGAUCAGAAUAGGUUCUUCUGUUGUUUUGAAAUCCAUACAGGUAUUGAUCUUGUACUAAUUAAGGCACAUUUUUUCGAGUCAAAUAUUAUACAAGGUCAUGGGAGUAUCUUAGUAAAGUAUAGUUGCUGUUUUCAUAAACAACAUUAUAGAAGGUAGAUAGUGACUUGAUAUUUGGUUCAUUUAAAAUAACUUUGUAAUAUAAAUGUGUGUGAGAAAUCCCAGAAGUUUAGUUUUUGUGGUAAUUCCAGAUAAAAUUCUGGUUGAUGGUAACAUUCUAGAAAGUACCAUUUUGCACCAGGGUUUGUCUUCACUUGGAAAUUUGGAUAUAGACAUGCAUGUGCAAUGUCUUGCUCGGAAUUUUUGGGGAUACAAUAUUGAGUGUACUCUGUAUUGAAUCACCUGUUGUAAUAAGGGAUUUGCUAAAGAAUUAACUGCAUUUUCAUUGCAGCAGGAUCUAAUAUGCAAAACAGUUGCAACUCUGCAUCAGGUGAAUGUAGUGUGUUUGGGUGUGUCUUCACUGUGUUAUAACAUAGGACGGUGUCUAAGACUUAGAAUAUGAUAGGUUCUAGUAGGGUAAUGGACCGGACAGUUAAAUAAUAAGGGAUAAUUUGUUCUGUCUUCUGUGGAGGUUCUGAAUGUGAAGUGGGAUUAAGAGUCUCUUAAUGCCACGUGUGAAUUAGGCAACAGCAUAUCUGAUCACUAUUAUCCUGAAGCUGUAUAGCACCUGUAAUGGUGCAGCACGAGAUAUAAACAUCGUACAGUUUUUUGUAGUUGUCAUUAAGACAACAGAGUGACGUCUCAGUGCAAAAUGAUAUCCUCAUAUGCUAUCCUUUAACGUUGCAGCAUUCGUGUUUAGAUAAAACCACCAGGAAAAUAAGCCAAGUCAUAGCCUACUGGAGCACGUCCAGGGUAAUUGCGUACAUGUACUUCAUAGCCUAGCAGAUUUUGUCUAGAAUGACUGAUAUUAGCACUAUAUGUGUAUCUUCACUUUUUUUGUUUCGUUCAUUUGUAAACUAGUUUUCUUUUCUUUGUAAAUAUGUUAUCAUGGCUGAGUGUGGAAUCCAGAGUUACAUGUAUAAUUAGUGUGUGGACCAGAGCUGACUGAUGUUGUCUACAUGAUCACUUUCACUUUCACUAUCACCGUGUCAUUGUAUAUCCACAUCCAAGCCAAGUGAUUUGACAAUAAAUUGGUUAUUGUCA